AUGGCUGACGGACCAUCCGGCGCCAAAAAAUGCCGUGAUGAUGAUGUGCUCUUCAGGGUAAAAUCAAAAGAAGAUCGAGAGUACACACUCUCGAAGAAAGCGGCGCAACUUUCCGGAACGAUUCAUCACUAUUCUGAGAACUAUGGCCUUGACAAUGAUGAGGCGAUCAUGAAAAUGGAGCCAAUGUCAUUACUGGAAGUGAGCAGCGAAUCAUUGCAUCAUAUCAUACGUUGGUGCGAGCAACAUCGAAAUUGUCCGAUUUGGGAAGAGGAGAAAUGGUGGCAAAACGAACGGGAUGCUGAGUUGACAAAGUGGGAGGACGAGUUCAUGGCAGAAAUGACUUCCGAAACUCUCUACAAUCUUUUCCUAGCUGCCAACUUCCUUGACAUCAAAUGUCUCUUGGAUAAAUGCGCUCAAUCUGUUGCUGACAUGAUCAAGGGAAAAAGCGUCGACGAGAUUCGUGAGAUUUGGAUGCUCGAAAACGAUUUCACUCCUGAGGAAGAAGAGAAGAUCAAGAACGAGAAUCCGUGGGAGGCGAUUCUUCGUUACCAGGAGCAGCUUGAGAAAGAAAAAGAGGAACAAGCCUCUCAACCGGCAGCUUCAUCA
This is a messenger RNA of Mesorhabditis belari, 606 nucleotides long. The record is from the annotation of a GenBank genome assembly. Lineage: Eukaryota; Metazoa; Nematoda; Chromadorea; Rhabditida; Rhabditidae.